ACGCUUCUUCUGCCCGCCGCAGCUGCGCUGGCUUCCUCGCGUUCGCCCUUCCGCGCCCGAAGUGGGACGGGAGACAGGUCGUCGUCCUUCGUACGGAUCGCGAGACGCCGCCCCCGAUUGGCUGCACUCAAACUUCGCGAGGGGGGAGGGGGACAUAUCCGGAUUGGGGACCGUUAUAUGAGUGACCGUUGGGGCCCUCGAGACCACCACAUAGGCUGGGGGAGGCUCCGGGGCUCCCGCGGCAGGAACUCGGACAGCGGCCUGUAGCUUGUUUGGGGGUGGACGGGAGACCCUCUUGUCAUCCCUGAAAUGCUGAUGAGGACUAAAAUAAGAUACUUCUUGCGGCUGGUGCCUGGAAGGCAGCAUUUUGGCAUGUACAGAUUCCUUCCUUUCUUCUUUCUCCUUGGGGGAGCCAUGGAGUGGUUUAUGAUCAAUGUCCGGCUUGGCGAAGAGACAUUUUAUGAUGUUUACCGUAGGAAACGGUCGGAGAGACAGUACGAGCAGAGGAUGGAAGAAAGAUGAAUUUUGCACUGAACCAUUUUGUCAGAAAUACCCUGAACUCUUGAAUCCUGUGAAUAAUAGUUUAGAGAAUUGUCACUCCUGUUAAAUGCAUUCACAAGACUACAUCUCUGCAAGUUGGACUGUAAUGCACUCAGUGCCUGGUCUAUGAAACAGGGUUUUCCAAAAUAUUUUUAGAAUGUAUUUUUCCUUCACCCACUUUAGAAUCUUUUCCAGUAAUGUUUUCUGAAUCGAAGGGUGAAGAAUGUUUUGUGCAAAGCUGUUAAGUGAACUUAACUGAAUAAACAAAGUACCACUGCUUCUUU
Messenger RNA from Trachemys scripta elegans, 824 nucleotides. RefSeq names its product small integral membrane protein 4 (gene SMIM4). NCBI's taxonomy places the organism in Eukaryota, Metazoa, Chordata, Testudines, Emydidae. The transcript has 3 exons. The record is from RefSeq and is a predicted model, not a curated record. The coding region runs from base 310 to 522 and encodes 70 amino acids.